CUCAGUAUUCACCAUUGUGAUGGCCAAUUUGGAGCAACUCCCUGAACCCCAGCGCCGGCACGCGAGCAGAUUGAGCCGGGUCAGUUACAGGUGGUUGAGGCAGAAGGGGCCAUUAGCUGCUGACUUGGAGGAAUGCGUUCAAGCCCGGAAGGUGAUUGCUGAAGCAUCUUUGGAAGCUUCGGCUGAUGAGCUGAUUUCCACCAGAGACCAACAAGAUCCUGAAAGGUACCAGAUGGACCGGCGAUAUUUGAAGCGGCUGAGCAAGUCAUGGGAGGAGCUGUUGAAAAAGACACAUCGGAACUGUGCUGAGUCUGUUGUUAAAGAGCUGGGUCCAGUGCAUCUGGAGCCGCUUUAUCCUGAUCUGAAGGUGCAAGAAGCCUUCCUGCAGGCUCGUAAAGCUCAUGAAAGCGUUACAACAUACACUUACCACGGUACCAAGAAGGAGAACAUCGAAUCCAUUUCUCAGAUCGGCUUUUUGAUGCCUGGACAAGGAGGACAUACAGUCAAGAACGGCUCCGUACAUGGCGUUGGCAUCUACACUGCUCGCCUGGGUUGCGCUAAGCUUUCAAAAGGCUUCUGUGACUCCGACAAGAUGUUCCUUUGUUGCGUGUGUGACAGCAGCAAAGAAGUCACAGAAAGUAUCCCAGAGCCCGCGUCAACUUGGAAGCCUUCGAGCACCGUUGUGCAGACAACGUUUCCUAAGCGCACAGCCCCGCUAACGCGCACUGGUGUCAAGAAGUAUGAAAUUCACCGGAAGUCCGACGAAGUGAUCCACAUGGGAGACGCUGUGGUGUCUUUCAAACAGGACUUUGUGGUUCCCAUGUUCUUGAUCUCCCCUGCUUCUGAAGCGGAAGAAGAGAAGAAGUGCAAAACGGGUCAAGCUGCAGAAGCUCUGGAAAGACCUGAAGUCCAGACCAACCUUGUCUUGAAACAUCACGCUUGGGUGCCAGAAGAGGAGGAGCCGAACUGGGCACUUCCUCAGCAGGUGGCCACGAGACAACUGGCUGUGCCCGCUGAGCAGCAUGGGAAACUUGUGAAGUUUGGCAGCAAGGAUCGUCAAGGUCGAACAGUUUGGGUAGUUGAGGAUCCGUUUGCAUGUGCAAACUCCGAGGAGAGGUCUUUGAAACGGCACUACUUGAAGCGGCAGAGAGACCGACAGCUGCGACUUGCACGAAGAGAGAAGCAAGAGGAUUCAUGCCUGUGGUAGAAGCUAGAAGGUUUGAAAGAAAUGUGGCUGCACGGUUGCUGAGUUUCGUGCCGUUUCGCCAAAUUCUUUGCAAGUUCACACUGCCAUGCUGCCUUGCUGUGUAUAGGUGUUUGGGGCAAUCUGAGUUGCCCUUCAGAGUUUUGGCAGCUGGACUAGCUGGACAUACAUUUUUUUGUACAGUGUACAGAACUGCAUCCAGUCCAUGCUGCAACCAUCUUGCGCAUCGUCGCAGCAAA
Cladocopium goreaui is the source of this 1443-nucleotide messenger RNA. Lineage: Eukaryota; Dinophyceae; Suessiales; Symbiodiniaceae. The record is from the annotation of a GenBank genome assembly.